Molecule: messenger RNA, 1212 nt
Organism: Parastagonospora nodorum SN15
Lineage: Eukaryota; Fungi; Ascomycota; Dothideomycetes; Pleosporales; Phaeosphaeriaceae
Exons: 2
Coding region: 1-1212 (403 amino acids)
Molecular function (GO): protein binding
Source: RefSeq, a predicted model, not a curated record
AUGUCGAUUCUCGAAGCUCAGCUAUCUCCAGAUGGAACAUGCAUCUUCACAUCAGACUUCACUCGCUCUUUUUCAGUCUAUCCCAUAGACACACCCCAAUCUGACGAUAACACCGGACCGCUCAAACCUUACGCUCACUUCACAUCCCCCGAUCCCAUCUGGUCAUUCGCAGCUAGUCCCCUAUUCGACGUCAACGACGCCAGCAGCACACACGUGCUCAUCAGCCGCCGAGACCGCUAUAUCACACUACACAACGCCCUCUGGGACAUCACCCAACCCCAACCCAACAACACCCAACCUAUCAACAUCGCCCACCCCAUAACAUCCUACAAACUCAUCAACACCCUCACCGAAGCCAUCAUCGCGCCCCUCAGCCUCACCUACUCCCACUCCGGUACGCACUUUUUCGCCAGCCACCGUAACGCCAUCGCAACCUUCGACCUGGCGUCCCCUUCCUCGCCCAUCCAUACAAUCACCACUAUCCCCUCUGCCCGCAGCAAACUCAAAGGCGGUGGCCGCGGCUUCAAAGGCUGGCUAUCUAGCCUGACAUUAUCUCCACCCUCGCCGUUCGCGACCGGCGGCUUGCUAACCGCCGGAUCGCGCACACGCUGUAUCGGCAUCUACGACGCGACCAGCGGCGAGGAAAUCACGACAUUCAGUCUGCCCGGGACACUGGAUGGCAAGAAAGUCAAAUCCCGCCAUGAAGACAUGCAAAGCGUCAUGGGCGACGGAGUCUCCUACUUGAAAUACUCGCCCUGCGGCACAUAUCUAUACGUUGCCGAAAGACAAUCCGACGCCCUGCUCAUCUACGACGUGCGGCAUUUCAGCCUCGCACUGGGAUAUUGUAAAGGCAGGAACGCGCUGACGAAUCAGAAGUUGGGGUUUGAUGUGUGGAAUGCCGGGGCGAGUCCGUAUGAUAUCGAGGGCUUGAGUCAUGAGGUUUGGGCGGGCGGGGUGGAUGGGAAGGUCAGGGUGUGGCGAGAUCCGUAUCGCAAGGAAGGGGCGGUGGAGGCGGAUGAGGUGGUUGUGGUGGGAGAGGGGGAUGCGCCGGUUGUGGGGACGAUGGUGCAUGCGAGUGGGGGUUUGGCGGUCGCGGCGUGUGGGAAGAUGGAUGUUGGUGGCGAUGAAGAGAGGAAGGGGUGGAAGGGUGGAGGAGGGGCUCGACCGAAGUAUAAACAGUAUGGCAGUGUAGAUAUCUUGGGGCUGGGUUGA